This is a messenger RNA of Salvia splendens (bonfire salvia), 1270 nucleotides long. Its product is annotated as loganic acid O-methyltransferase. The transcript has 3 exons. Gene Ontology annotation, molecular function: methyltransferase activity. The coding region runs from base 93 to 1148 and encodes 351 amino acids. The record is from RefSeq and is a predicted model, not a curated record. NCBI's taxonomy places the organism in Eukaryota, Viridiplantae, Streptophyta, Magnoliopsida, Lamiales, Lamiaceae.
GAUUUGAAUAAUUGGUGCACUGGUCCCAAAAACAGAUCAAUAAAUAAAUAACACCUAGAUCAAUCUUCAUCAGAACAUAACGAUUUGAAGAAAUGAGAGAGUCAUCUCCGAUGAAUGCAGGGGAUGGGACGUUUAGCUACACCAAGAAUUCAACCGUGCAGAGAGAUGCAGCAAGUAGCGUAAAAGAUACAAUAAAAGAGGCAAUAAUGGAGAAUUUUGACAUAGAAAAGGUGUUAGGUGAUUCGACCACUCUCACCAUAGCCGAUUUAGGGUGUUCGGUGGGACCCAACACUGUCUCCGCCAUGGAAAGCCUACUCGAAACAGUGGAACACAAGUGCCGCCGGCAAGGCUUAGACGGUCUCGAGUUCCAAGUGUUGUUCAACGACCAAAUCGGCAACGACUUCAACACCCUCUUCGCCGCCCUCCCUCAGCCGAGAAGCUACUUCGCCUCCGCCGUACCAGGAUCUUUCUACGGCCGUCUCUUCCCUUGCUCCUCCGUCCACGUGGCGUAUUCGUCAUACGCGAUCAACUGGCUGUCUAGGGUGCCGGAGGAGCUGCAGCGGAAAGACUCCCGGGCGUGGAACGCGGGUCGGAUUCACUACUCGGACGACUCAUCCGAGGCGGUUCUCGAAGCCUAUGCGGAUCAGUUCCAGCGAGACAUGGAGGCCUUCGUUGGAGCUAGAGCUCGGGAGAUUGCGCCCGGCGGGGUGAUGGUCAUCGUGGUGCCUGGCGUCCCCGAUGGAGCUGUCACGUACAGCGGAGGCGUAGCCUUUCGUUUCAUUGAGUCCAUCCUCUCGGACAUGGUCAAGGAGGGAGUUAUAGAGCAAGAGCAAGUGGACUCGUUCAACGUGCCUAAUGUAUAUCCAUGCGUGAAGGAUCUAAGCAGGGUGGUCGAAAGAAAUGGGUGUUUUGAAAUUGUGAAAAUGGAAUUUGGGGAGGUCGCCGUCGGCAAGGUGGAGCUUGAGAAUAGUAUAAUGGUUAUUAGAGCAAUAUUUGAAGGAUGCAUGGCCAAUCAUUUUGGAGCUGUGGUUGUUAACCAACUCUUCGUGAGGGCAAUGCAACACAAACUCCAAUUUGCUGCGAUUCUAAAUUCUGCUGGUAUUCAUGGGACUAUUAGUCAGAUCAUGGCUGUGCUCAAGCGCAUUUGAUAUUAUAAUUCCUACAAUUAAUUCAAAUUUCCCUUCUUUAUGUUAUUCAUAUUGCUGCAAUGUAAAAUGUUCAAGUCAUCGAAAUUUUACAAGUGAUAGGACCGUUUUUUUUUCUUCGGUUA